Drosophila suzukii is the source of this 1091-nucleotide messenger RNA. Its product is annotated as protein suppressor of variegation 3-7. The record is from RefSeq and is a predicted model, not a curated record. NCBI's taxonomy places the organism in Eukaryota, Metazoa, Arthropoda, Insecta, Diptera, Drosophilidae. Gene Ontology annotation, molecular function: DNA binding.
ACCCAAAAAACAAUUUCAAGAAACAGCCAUGAGCUUCUCGGAAAACACCUCCGAUUCGGAAUGGAAGGAGGCCAGGGUGAAAGUGCAAAGAACCAUCAAGCAAACCUCCAAAAGGCGCAAGGAGCAGAGGUCCCCCACGUUCAGGACCCUGAAGCCCAAGUACAACCAGAAGUUCUGCGAGAAGUGGCUGAAGAUCUUCGAGCCGUGGCUGCGCCGGGCGGCCGAGGAUCCCAGCAAGCCUUUCUGUCGCGCCUGCCAGUGCACCAUGGACUGCAAUCGCUGCCACCUGGUGCGCCACGAGCGGACCACCAAGCACAAGCGCAACCUGGAGGCCCUGCUCACCAACGGCGAGGGGGCGGCACUCCAGGAGUUCCGGAUUCGUCAGCAGCGUAGCAAGUACUAUCAUCAGCGGAAGUCGGCCAUGCGACAGGAGGAAGAAACAGUGGAGGAGCCACGGGUGGAAAGCCCGGCCUUGAACCCGCCCCCUGAAGAUCACGUGCCCAUGGUCGUCAUUGCAGAUCCUAAGUCCCCCUCUUCGGCCAUCGAGCAAGUAACUUUUCCCAAGCAAGAGCUCCUAUCGGAGACAGAGGUUAACACAAAACCCUCACUCAGCCUGCCAAGUCGCAGUGAGUCCUCCUCUGUCGCCUCCAAUCAGGAGGGUCUCAAGCUGCUCAUGCAGAUCCACCAGGAUAAGAACGAGCUUAUGGACUCGUUCCGCGAGCUUAUGGGUAGCCAAAGAACACUCAAUCACACACCGCCGCCCAAGGAGAAGAACCAUGUCGAUCUAUUCUUCGAGAGCGUCAGCUCCAGCGUGAAGGCUUUGUCCCCAAAGUUGGUGGCCGAGGCCAAGAUGCGGGUAUCGCAGCUGAUCUGCGAACUGGAGCUGCGCGGCCUCAGGGAGAACAGUCCCAAGGAGGCGAUGAAUCCAAACCAGCAGCCUGGUUUUAGCGGGACCAGCUGAGCGACAAAGGUCUAUGCCUGAUUUUUUAUCUAUUUAAAUAAUAUAUUUAAAUAUCAAGGUGUAUUUUCUGUGAAAAACUUAGUCCUACUUCAAGCGAGACCUUUAGAUUAAGCUAGUCUGUUUAUUAAAU